Molecule: messenger RNA, 1818 nt
Organism: Phytophthora megakarya
Lineage: Eukaryota; Oomycota; Peronosporomycetes; Peronosporales; Peronosporaceae
Source: the annotation of a GenBank genome assembly
AUGAAUUUCAUGUUCUCGGCUGGAGUACGGUUGUGCGUCAAGGAAGGGCUAGUUCAACUUCCAGAUGAAGAGACAGUUUUGCUUUCAGGAAGGGGACUAUCCCACGUCAAGCAUGGCAUGGCUCACGGAAUCCGUCCAAAGUAUACUAUGUAUCUUCAACCUGGAGGGUACUGGAUGAUCCGACUGCCCGCGUUCCGAAAGUUGAUGCGGCCGUCGACCGUAUGGGCUGGACGAGGAGAUCGUUGGGUCACUCAGGUGUUGUAUGCUUGGAAGGUUCCUGCUGCUAUUAAGGUAGUCAAUAUUUCUGACCGCAUUGUCACUAUCGACUGGCGGACCGAAUUUGCCCGUGUUGUCGAGAAUGGAUUCUUUCCGAGAGCGGGACGUUAUGUGCACACUCUCAUUUAUGAGAAUACUAUAUCGGCCAAAGCCCAGGCUCGAGAGUCACAACGUCUAGACGAUCUUCAGAAGAUGGAACCACCGACCGUCCAAACGCCGAACUACCCGUGGCCGACUAAGAUGAUGGUUCGUCCAUCGCCUGGUUGCGAGAAAGCGAGAGUGCUCAACCUUCAGAUAGUCCCAAGUGAAGUGUAUGAUGAAACACCCGAAGUAGAUAAGGUGUUGUCAAGGAGGGCAUCGAGAGGGACUACGACAAUGCCUGAAGUAAGUGAGAUUUCGGAAGUUGAAGAUGGAACGACGGACGUCCCAAUAGGUGAUCCUGAGGAAGUGCCCGAUGACCAGGACUCAGACGAAGAUGGGGUUUUCGACUCAAUUAGUGUCGACGAUGGUUUUCCAGAAGUCAACUUGAAGCCAUUGAUAGAUGAUCUGCUGGUUGGUUUUGAGGAUGUCAUGUGGUUUAUGAGUUGGGAUAUGGCGAGUGGCUUUUGGGCGGUCAAGAUGUCCGAACGAGCAAAGCUGAUAUCGGCGUUUGUUUGCCCAUUUGGACAUUUCCAGUGGACGCGAAUGCCAUUCGGACUCAAGAAUGCGCCAUUGAUAUACCAGUCGGUUAUCAACAAUUGUCGGUGGGGAUUUGUGAGACUGCCUCCGGAAGAAGAAGCAGAAGUCGAUCAAGAUAUAAUCACGAAUUUGAAAGUUGAGGUUCCAAGAGACGAAGUGAAGGGGCUGACGGAUUUCAUGACUGUUUUCCAAAAGAACAUUCCCAUGCCUUCACAUAUUGGCCCAGUGCUAGGACGUAGUCCUUACAUGGACAAUAUUGCUCAUGGUGCGAAAACAUGGGAUCAACUUUGUGAGGAUCUGGAUACCUUGCUUUAUCGUUUACGUUCCUGGAAUAUAUCGGUGAGUUUACCAGAGAGCGAGUUUGGAAAACGAUCGAUCCUCUAUCUGUCACACGAAAUUAGUGCAGAGAGUAUCCGAGCGACCCCAAAAGUUACAAAGGGUGUUAUGGAUCUACCGUUCCCAAAUCCCACAAAGGUUCUGAACUACUACCACAAGUUCAUCGAGGAUUUUCCGGUAGUGACAGCAGUUCUUUAUGAACUUUCAGAAGACCAGAUACGUCAGGGACGAGAUCUCUCACGAGCUCAUGAAUCUUUCGAACUACUUAAGAGGAAGAUCGUUGCGACGCCCAUGUUAAGAUAUCCGGACAUCCAAAAACCAUUUGUGGUCAUUCCGCAUGGGAACCGUUGGGCUGCUUGUGCUGUCGUAGGGCAAGAAUACGACGGACAGAUACAACCUGUUCGGUAUACGGGACGCGUUCUGAACGAUGCCGAGCUCCGGUAUCACAUUGCCGAAAAGGAGGUAAUUGCUAUCCUGAGGGCGCUGAAAGUUUUUCAGACGAUCCUGGAAGGCCGACAACUGAUCAUG